Messenger RNA from Coregonus clupeaformis (lake whitefish), 2283 nucleotides. Its product is annotated as cilia- and flagella-associated protein 100. Bases 130 to 1911 code for a protein of 593 amino acids. NCBI's taxonomy places the organism in Eukaryota, Metazoa, Chordata, Actinopteri, Salmoniformes, Salmonidae. The record is from RefSeq and is a predicted model, not a curated record. The transcript is spliced from 17 exons.
UCCACUCAUUUUAGCCUCAUGUGCACAGAGAUUGGAACAAAUCAGACUUUAGACAUUUCACCCCAGAAAGCUAUUGAGAAACAUUUCAGAUAUUAAUUAUUCUACACCUAUUCUGAACACAAACUGGAAAUGGACAUUCACUCCCCUCUUGGCUCCCCUUGGAGCAUUGUUGAGAUAAAGAAAGUGAAGAUACAUUCUCCCAAACACACUCCUAAUGCUGAAUACCUCUUAAGGAGAAGGUGUGGGAUGGCAGAAAGUCUUGAGGAGACUGCAAAGCCAACAUUGGAUGCGUUCUGGCUGAAAUCAAGAAAUAGUACAGAUGACGACAGAAAAGCCAACAACCCGUUUGUGCUUCCAAUGGAUCGUAACAUCUUCAGAAAGAGAGAGAUUGACUCUGUAAUCAAACAACAAGAGAAGAAGUUCUUCAGCAGCCUGCCGACCCAGAUGAAGAGUACCUACCUGUCCCGUCUCAGGUGCCGCUCGGCCCCCAUGAGGAGCGCUGUGGAGGACACCAUCCCCGAACCAGAGAAAUGCAGAGGGGACAAAACAACAUGGGCCACCGUGGUCACUAAAGGUAGCGGUCAAGACAGGGAGAACAUUAGGGACUACUUGUCUAAACAGCGAGAAAAGUUUAUGCUGCAGUACUCUCUGACAGUGAAGCAAGAAACCAUCAAGGAGCUGGAGAAGGACACAGCGAUAGAGCUUCAGUUGAUCAGCCGUGCUGAGAAACAUCUGGAGGACGACUCGGUCGCCUUUGAAAAGUUCAUUAAGGAAAACGACCAGAGCUCAGUGGCAGCUGUCAAGUUGGCAGAGAAAGAGACUAUGGUGAAAAUGGAGAAAACAGCAGAAAUAAAAAAAGUAACAGUUCAAAUGAUGGCGAUGAAAAGCGAUAUCUCAAAGUAUCAAGAAAUCCUAAAGGAGUACCAGACAUACAAAACGUUUCUCACCGCCGUCGGACCUAUGGAGUGGCGCGAGGAACAGAAGCGCAAGAGGGAGGAGAGGAGAGCAACCAAGCAGAGGGAAAGGGAGUUUAAAGAAGAAAACCAAAAAGGUCCAGCCUAUGCCAGAAAAGAUUCAAGAGUCACAAAAAAUUCACAGAUGAGACAUCAAAGCAAAGGCGGGAAAGUGAGCAGCAUCCUUCACCAUCAGGAGAGACAGGGGUCCACCAUCUCCGAGGUGCCAGAGACAGCAGAGACCUCAGACAGCGACGAGGAGCCAGAGUUGUUUUACUCCAACCCCAGGGACAUGCUGAAUUUGUUCACUGACCUGGAGGAGCAGAACCUGUCCUACAUCCAGAACUACCAGGAGACCGAGGAGGCCAUGGAUGAGAUCCGCAAAACCAUCCAGCAGACGCAGGAAAGAAUGAACAGUGAGAUCCGGAUCCUGCUGCAGCAGGUAGACAUCCUGAAGAACACCAUCCAGAGGGAGGAGGAGAAGUCCUCUGAGCUGGAGCUCAAGUCCAGGAUCUUCUCCUACGGAGAGUACAGAGCUGACAAACAGGAUGUGAUGCUCAAUGUGCUGCAGAAGAAGGUGAAGGAAGUGCACAGGGUGUGUGUGGGAGAGGUGGACUCCAAUAUCAGCACUCUUCAUAUGCUGGCCAACAUCGAGAGCAGGAUGGAGGACAUUAUGGACUGCCUGGAGACGCUGCCUCCGGACAAAAUUGACACCGUCCGCACACAGAGGGAGAAAGAGAAGAGGCUCAAGAUGCGUGAGGAGAAGCUGUUGAUGAAGAAACACCACCAGGAGGAGAGACUCCGAAUGGCUCUGGAGAGGGCCACCUCCGACAGCAAGAAGAGGAUGGGCAGAAGGCUGAUGCCGCGAUCGGAGCCAUCAGAUAUCAAGAAGAAGGAGGACAUGACACACGCGUUGACCACUAGCGAGCAAGAGGACGUCUUCUACUUCUUUGCCUGAUUAUUUUAAACCAUCAAUAUUCACAGACAACAUAACACAGUGACUGAUUUUAAACCAUCAAUAUUCACAGACAACAUAACACAGUGACUGAUUUUAAACCAUCAGUAUUCACAGACAAUAUAACACAGUGACUGAUUUUAAACCAUCAGUAUUCACAGACAAUAUAACACAGUGACUGAUUUUAAAUGAGCUUUUAUAUACAUUAGGCCAAUAUUUCAGUUAGCCCAAGUCACCAAGGAGCAUUUCCAUUCACUCACUGAUUUGGCCUAUACAAUAUUAUCUAAUGCUUUAUAACAGUUAGAUUGAUAAUUAAAUGUACUGUAUACUUUGAUUAUAAAAUAAAUAAAAUAUUCUUGCCUUAGUAUAUUGUUA